AGAAAACCUAACGGGCUUCGGUCCCGGGUAAGCUAGCCGCUGCUCUGCUCCGCCCUCUCCCGCCCGGCCCCGCUGUGCCCACGACCCCGGCUCACCCGGAGCCCGGGCACAGCUCGCGGAGCCGCUACCUCUGCGCGCCCCGUCAAACGACAGGAGCCCCGUCCUCGCUACCGAAGCAGAUGCUCCGGACGGAGAACGGGCUGAGUCCACUGCCGCGGUGAAGGUUCCCGAGCGGGGGAGGACCUUCAUGGAUAGGAGAUGCUUCAGCGAAUGAAUAGCAUUGGUAUCCGCCUUAAAAAGAAGGACAGGAAAAAUAAAUAGGAAAGCAAAGACUGUGACGGUCCCGAGAGGCCAAAGAAGACCAGACAGACUUUGACCAAGUGCUGACAUGGAGCAGGCGCCAUCAACAGUCAAAACGGUGCACAUUACUGUGACAAACGGAUAUGACUUGAAAGGAUUUAAAGGAGACACCCCAGUUACUUUUGUUCGUGCAGAAUUCAAUCAGGCAGUUCUCGGAGACUCUUCAAAAAUCACUGUCUCCCCAGAAGGAACUGCUAAGUACAACUUCACUACCAACUUUGAGCUCAAUCCAGAUGGAGGCAUUACCCUGGAUGACCUUGCCCACAAACCAUUGUUCUUAACCGUGACUGAGGUCCUACCAAAGGAAAAGAAACAGAAGGAUGAGAAGACCUUAACUCUGGGCCAAGCUGUGGUGGACCUUCUUCCUUUACUGGAAGGAGAGGACUCAUUUGAAACGGUGGUCCCAUUACACCCUGUGCCGGGGUCACCCUUAGAAACUCCUUCACCAGGCUCUAAGCAGUGCAGUCUUGACGUGAAGGUGUUUGUGGCAGAGCCCUUACUGACCCCAGCCCAGGUCUCAGCGAGCAAUCUGCUGAAGGUCACCCUAGAGGCUGCCUAUUCUGUGCCCGAGUCCUUCGUGCCAGGAGGGCUUCAACAGAACUACAUGGUUGGUCUGCAAGUCCCGUCAGUUGGAGAGAAAGACUACGCUAUGGUAUUCAAGAAUGGAAAUCUGAAGCUUGGAGGGGAAAAAGAAAUCGUUCCCCGGCCUAAAAAAUGGCCUAUUGCUAACAUUCUUGCUCCAGGAGCUAAUAACAUUCCUGAUGCAUUCAUUGUGGGCGGUCCCUAUGAGGAAGAAGAAGGAGAACUCAACCACCCAGAGGACAGGGAAUUUAGGAACCAAGCAGAAUGCAUCAAAAAAAGAAUCGUCUGGGACUUGGAGAGCCGCUGCUACCUUGACCCUUCUGCAGUUGCAAGUUUCCAGAAGCGAAUUGCUGAUUGCCGGCUCUGGCCUGUGGAGAUCACAAGAGUGCCUUUGGUCUCUGUACCAAAAGGGAAAGCAGGCAAACUUGAGAAGGCCGACGAUGAAAAUCAGCUUUCGUCUCAUGGCGUGGCAUACGUCAACAUGGUCCCACUCUUGUACCCAGGGGUGAAGAGGAUACGUGGGGCUUUUCACGUGUACCCCUACAUAGACAGUGCAGUCUUUGAAAAGACCAAAUGCUUGUUCAGCUUAUUCAGGGACACUGGACACCCUCUGGCUCACAAUAAUAAAGCAGGAGGUCUUAACUCGCCACUGUCCAAACCUGUUUCCAAGAAUUUGAAAGAAGAGAAGCAGCCAUCGAAAGACAAGGAGAUGGAUGGACGGGCCCGGCCUGGGGAUUUGCAAGCACCUAGCAUAAAAUCCCAGAGCUCAGACACUCCUUUGGAAGGCGAAGCCCCUCUGAGCCACAAUCUGGAAGGACAGCAAUAUGUAGAAGCGGGGACAUACAUUGUCUUGGAGAUCCAGCUGGACAAAGCCUUGGUUCCAAAGCGGAUGCCAGAGGACCUGGCCAGAAGGGUCAAGGAAAUGAUACCUCCAAGGCCACCUCUCACCCGCCGGACAGGAGGAGCUCAGAAGGCGGUGAGUGACUACCACACACAGAUCAAGAGCAUUUCCAGAGCCAUUCUGGAUGAGUACCACCGGAUGUUUGGGAAGCAAGUGACCAAGCAGGAGAGCGAGGUGGACAGUGAGACCUUGGAGGAGCAGAAGUGCCAGCUCAAUUAUGAGCUCAAUUGUUCCGGAAAGUACUUCGCCUUCAAAGAACAACUCAAGCACGCGGUGGUAAAGAUUGUGAGAGAGAAAUACUUGAAGACAACAGCGUUUGAAAGCCAAGAGGAGCUGCAGAUAUUUAUCAGUGAGCUCUAUGUGUUCUUGGUAGACCAAAUGCACGUGGCCCUGAACCAGUCCAUUCCUGAUGACACCCAAGGCCCUGCCUCAACGAUUCCCACCAGCAGCGAACAACUUCGACUCUUCGCGUUUGAGGCAGAAGUCAAUGAGAACUAUGAAGUGGCAGCAGUAUAUUAUGAAGAGAGGUUGGUCCGUGAGCCUCAGAACCUGGAUCACUGGCUGGACUACGGCGCCUUCUGCCUGCUCACGGAGGACAUCACGAAAGCGCAGGAGUGUUUCAGGAAAGCCCUUUCCCUGAACGAGAAUCACAUCCACAGCUUGCUGCUGUGUGGCGUCCUGGCUGUCUUAAUGGAGAACUAUGAACAAGCAGAAAUUUUCUUUGAGGAUGCUACAUGCUUGGAACCUAGCAAUGUGAUUGCGUGGACUUUACUCGGGUUGUUCUAUGAAAUUCAGAAUAACGAUAUUCGAAUGGAAAUGGCAUUUCACGAGGCCUUCAAACAGCUUCAGGCGCGAACCGUCCAAACAAAGCCAAAGAGCGCUGGCACGGCAGAGAAUGUUGACGAUAGCGUGAAAAUUGAGCACAGUUUUGGCCCGUGGGGAGCCAUGCAUGACUCUGCUUCAGCCGUCAGAUCAGAAGGGCUGACAGGAGUCAAACCCAGGAGCUCCCACCUGCUGAGUCCUCACCCCCCUGCCGAGCUGCACCCCUCACCCCAAGGGCCGAGCACUGUGCUGUCCAGUCUAGAUGAGUUUAUUGAAGAAUCAGCUAAGGGACACUCUGGGUCACAAGAACCAAUAAUGACCUUACAGCCUUUGGAGCCUUCUCUUACCCAGAAAUCAUCCAAUGUGCUAUUAAAAGAGCUAACUUCGAAAAAAGCCCCUGCCACAAUCUUCAUGGAGACCAUUCGAUUCUUGAUGAAGGUCAAUGCUGUGCAGUUUGUACACAGAGUGCUGGCACACGAGCUGCUGUGCCCUCAAGGAGGACCCAGCUGUGAGUACUACUUGGUUCUGGCCCAGACACACCUUCUCAAGAAGGACUUUGCCAAGACAGAGGAGUACCUUCAACAAGCGACCCAGAUGGACUAUCUGAACCCUAAUGUCUGGGGUGUGAAGGGCCAUCUCUAUUUUCUGAGUGGAAAUCAUGCUGAGGCCAAGGCAUGCUACGAGCGAACUAUUAGUUUUGUAGUUGAUGCUUCUGAGAUGCACUUCAUCUUCCUACGACUGGGACACAUCUACCUGGAAGAGAAGGAGUAUGAAAAGGCAAAGAGAACCUACAUGCAAGUCUGUAAAAGAUCACCUUCAUGCCUGACCUGGCUAGGACUAGGAAUUGCCUGUUACCGGCUGGAGGAGCUCACCGAGGCUGAGGAUGCUCUCUCUGAAGCAAAUGCACUGAAUAACUACAACGCUGAAGUAUGGGCCUAUCUGACUCUGGUCUGCCUCAAAGUGAGUGUUUCAUAUUGUGCCUUCACAAAGCCCUUUCAGACCCAGCUAAGAAAGAAAGGUUGGGCGACAGCUGGAAGCUGAGCAGGCCUACAAGUACACAAUAAAGCUGAAACUGAAAAACGAGGCUCUGCUUGCGGAAAUCCACAGCGUACAGGAGAUGGUUGGCUUUGGAGAUCCGUCUUUCUGACAUUCCCACAGGUGGAGAUGCAGCAUGGGGCCUCCAAGCAUCUCAUCUUUCCUUCCCAAAUUGUGCCCAGGUUUCAUACCUGAACUCCCUUCCCCCCAUUACUUGUUAGCUGUAAAUCAGAUCACAAAAAAAAAAAAAAAAAGAAAACCCUCACAAUUAAUCAGCGUGUUUCUGGAGUCUUAUGUAGCACAUUAUAUUUUAAAUGCUCUUAUAUAAUUAUGUAACUAACAGACAUUCAUUUGUGAGUAGCUAUAUACAUAAUGGUGUAACUAUUAGAAUUUCUGAUGGAAGCUUAUCGUCAAUUGCCAAGGUUCUUUUUUUGGGGGGGGUUCGAGACAGGGUUUCUCUGUAUUGUUUUGGAGGCUGGCCUCGAUCUCACAGAGAUCCGCCUGCCUCUGCCUCCCGAGUGCUGGGAAUAAAGGCAUGCACCACCAACGCCCGGCUUAACUGCCAAGGUUCUUGACCAGCUUCGGUUACUGGGACUUGGGGAUUAAGGUAUCAUCUUCAAAGGCGGGCUUAGAAUACUGCCAUGCUGUGUCACUAGGUAAGAGGGCAGAGUGGGGGUAAGCCUUUUGGGAGAGCUGAAAGAGAGGUCUUUGCUUAAGAUAGACGUACUGAUUUCUUUAAGUCAAUCGGUAUCUUCAUAGAUCUAAAUCUCCUGAUUUUACAAACCACUGUGACCAGAGAUGCAAAAUUCGCUAGUGAAGCCACAAUUGUAGGUCUUGAGAGCACAAAGAAAUCAUACCCUAACUUCUUGGAACAUGUAGUCAAGGCGGAAGUGAAAGCCCGUUCCCCUUAUUUUUUAAUGGAGCGAUUUCUUCCGUGAGGGUGGGAGAAUACGAGGGAAAGUGAGAGUCACAUCAAUACAGACGAUAAAAACGCUAUGUUUCAUCCUGCUCCUCGCCCAGUCCUUUAUGAAGUCUCGCUGAGGAAUGGGCGGGCAGCUCCGUCCCUGCUGUGUCCCGACCCGCCCGGCCUCUGCGGCGCGACCCCGCCUGCCCACCGGGCCGACGGGUAUCCCGGGCGCCCAGAUCUGCGCCGGCCGCGCUACCCGGUGGGAGCCGCAGCCCGGCGCCUACGGACACACCUCUUCCGCGUCACUGAAGGAGGUCGGGGUCGCCCGGUUGCCUUCCGGCGGACUGAGCCAGAGAAAGCGGAAGGGGCGGGGCGAGCGCCCGGCGGCUCCCGCAGAGGGCUUUUCGGAUGCAGAGCGGUGCCGGGGCGUGUGCGUGCGCGGCCGCUUGGGGCGCUCCUCCCGGCGUCGGGCCCCGGGGAGCUGGUGUGUGCCGGAGCGCGGCCGGAGCGCGGCCCGAGGGCGUUCGUCGCUGAGCCAUGGUCCACCUGACAACCGUUCUCUGCAAAGCAUACCAUGGGGGCCACCUAACCAUCCGCCUUGCCUUGGGUGGCUGCACCAACCGGCCCUUUUACCGAAUCGUGGCAGCUCACAACAAGUGCCCCAGGGAUGGCCGCUUCGUGGAGCAGUUGGGCUCCUACGAUCCCCUGCCCAACAGUAACGGAGAGAAACUGGUUGCCCUCAACCUGGACCGCAUCCGGCAUUGGAUUGGCUGUGGGGCUCACCUCUCUAAGCCUAUGGAAAAACUUCUGGGUCUUUGUGGGUUUUACCCCCCUGCAUCCGAUGAUGAUCACAAAUGCUGAGAGGCUUCGGAGGAAGAGAGCUCGGGAAGUCCUCUUAGCGUCUCAGAAAACAGAACCGGAGCCGGCAGAAACAGACGCAAGCUGACUUCAGUGCACACAGUGUGACUGCAAGGUCAAGGGCCUUCAUGACUCCUGCAUAGAACUUUUUCUUGGGUGUGAGGAUCAAUAAAUGGAGUUUUCCAA
This is a messenger RNA of Mesocricetus auratus (golden hamster), 5651 nucleotides long. It is a transcript of the gene Cfap70, whose product is annotated as cilia and flagella associated protein 70. Gene Ontology annotation, molecular function: protein binding. The transcript is spliced from 31 exons. Lineage: Eukaryota; Metazoa; Chordata; Mammalia; Rodentia; Cricetidae. Gene Ontology annotation, biological process: cilium assembly; cilium movement. The record is from RefSeq and is a predicted model, not a curated record. The coding region runs from base 389 to 3706 and encodes 1105 amino acids. Gene Ontology annotation, cellular component: motile cilium; extracellular exosome.